UCCACAGUCUAGCUUCCUGUGUUCCUCCCUAACUUUGGUAAAUAUUUCCUCUAUAUAGAUACACAAUUGCAGAGCAUUUUAGACUCAUGCUGUAGGCUUUUUAGCAGAGGAGACGUCUGAUCCAUUAAGAACAUUAUGGGACGAUUUUUCGCUCCAUCCCGUUAUGCACUAUGAUAAUUACCCGUCCCACCUCCCGCGAAGAAACGCCCUUUUUCUUUGGCUGGUUUAUUAACCAGGCGGAAACAUCUCCGCAGAACCAAAUGGAAGUGCCAUACAGUAGUAAGUACUCCAACAGAGCGCAGAGGGUUAAACCCUGGGACCCUGUAGGUGAGUCGGGGUCUGGCGCUGUGAAAAUCGGAUCCAAAUCAGUAAGGCAGACGGGGAAGGAUGACCGACCGGAGAGGCGCCGGGCGCUGAGUAUUAACGGGGCUUUUGCUCGACUCCGGGGCUGCAUCCCCAACGUGCCCGCCGAUACCAAACUAUCUAAACUUAAGACACUUACGCUGGCUACAUGCUACAUCGCCUUUCUCAUGGACCUUCUAGCCAGGAACGGCCCCAACGCAGACAGAGAGGACUCAAGUGCAAAAGGAGUAAAAAAUAACGGAUUGGGGAGACUUCACUGUUCAUCGAAUGGCAAAUAUAAGAAGGGAAAAAGAAGAUCUGGAUGGCCUCAGCAUGUUUGGGCUUCGGAACUGAAAAGCUAAAAUUUUUGGACUUAAAAUCAAGUGCGUCUUUCUUUUUCUUCUUCGUCUGUUUUGAUUUCCUGUAAUUUGCUUUAGGUAAGUUGUUUCAUUCUGGGCCAAAAGGAGCAAAAAGACAUGUAGCUAUUUUGAACUUCUGCAACAUGCAGACAUAACGAGUAAUAUAUCGAAGACCAUAUUUUCUUUAACAGCCUAUAUUAAUAAUUACCGAUGUUUAAUAAAGACAGAAGUACAGACCCGAGGUCAUGAGGACUUUUGUUUUGCAGGCAAGAAAACUGCAUCCAUUCCUUCGGUACUGAAUCUGUCUCUUGAUCAAAGGCAAAUCCCUUAUAACUAUAAAUGUACACUGCGUCUGUCUGAUAUGUCAGAAUUCACCACGGUGUUGACAUCUGGUGAUCCUUAAAAUUAUUAUUGAACUACAAGCCAAAUGCCAAAAACAAUGUCAAAACUGUUAACUCGAUUAGUUUAACAACUGAUAGAUGGUUGAAUUUGUGAUAACGAUGAUGAGGUAGCCUAAUUCAGAUAAGAUGUUCGGUGUUCAUUUUUACGGAUCUUUUUGAGCACGUGAUUUAAAAUAAACUUGUACCGUAUUUGACAAUUCGGACAAGCUGUUUCCUGUUUGUUUUUCACUGUUUCCUGUCAUUACACAAUAAUCCAAACCCUUAAUUAGAGUGCAAUCAAUUAAUAUGAAAUAUACUAUUUUGCAAAAAAAAACAAAAAACUUUUUCGACUGCUACGGAAAUAUUUAAUGAGAGAAAUUUGGCCCUAUAUAUUUUACAGGGUUCGUACGGUCAUGAAAAACCUGGAAAAGUCAUGGAAUUUUAAAAUGGCAAUUUCCAGGCCUGGAAAAGUUUUGGAAAAUGAAUAAACUCAGAAAGUUUUGGAAAAGUCAUGGAAAUUUGUUUUU
Messenger RNA from Paramormyrops kingsleyae, 1608 nucleotides. The record is from RefSeq and is a predicted model, not a curated record. Lineage: Eukaryota; Metazoa; Chordata; Actinopteri; Osteoglossiformes; Mormyridae.